UGUUCAUGCUGUGAACUUCUCUUUGGCUCAGAGAUUGUUCAGAGAAAUGGACUGAACUCAUAUCUGUCCUGGAGGAGCUGUGGUUCUGGGUCAAACUGAAGGAUGAGGAACUGGCAAACCGGCAGAGAGAUGCAGACGAGGAUGUACAGGAUUCACUUCAGCAGCAUGAUCACUGUAUGGCCUUGAGCAGUGAAUGGAUUGGUCGCAGACAUGUCAACAGAACUCUGAAUCAGACGUGUCCAUCGCUGGAAGUUCAACCUAAAACAAACAAAGACAAAAUAACUAGAGAAACGUCUGAAGAAACAGCGCAGGAUGAGAGUUUUCAUUCAUCUCGGCACUUCAGUUGGCAGCACGAGCUUGAGUGGGCACUGAGGAAACUUCAAGAGCUCCAAAAUGCCAUGGAGCACCUGGACCUGGACCUGGACUUGAAGUCUGGAGUGGAGUGGGGGUCGAAUGUGAACUUGUGAAGGUUGAGAAGAUGAAGGGGACUAUGGGUAAUCGGCGCAGACAGAUGGAAUGCUCUCGAAUGGAUAACAAAUGUUUGCUCCAUGACUUCUUGUCCGUUUCUGUUCAGUGCCCAUGGCAGAGAGCUGUUUUUCAAAAUGGCGUCCCAUAUUAUAUCAAUCAUGAGCAGCAGACCACGUCCUGGGACCAUCCUCAGAUGACACAACUAUUUCAGUCGAUGGUUGAUCUCAGUCAGGUCCGUUUCUCCGCCUACCGCACAGCCAUGAAGAGCCGUCGGCUUCAGAAAGCCCUUCGCUUGGAUCUUCUGGACCUCAGCGUAGCCCAGAGCGUCUUUGAUCAACACAAACUCUCUCAUAAUGAACAACUGCUAGAUGUUCCAGACAUCAUACACUGUCUCUGUACAAUCUAUAGAGAACUUCAGCAGGUUCACCCACAUCUGAUAAACGUCCCUUUAUGUGUGGAUCUGUGUCUCAACUGGCUUUUAAAAGUCUAUGAUUGUGACAGAAGUGGAAAAGUUCAGGUGUUGUGCAUGAAGAUCGGCUUGUUCUCUCUUUCAAAAGGACAACUGGAGGACAAGUACAAAUAUCUGUUCGCUCAGGUGUCCAGCGCUGCAGGUGUGUGUGACCAGAGGCAGCUGGCUGUACUGCUUCACACCAGCAUCAGAAUCCCACAUCAUCUCGGAGAGGCUGCGGCGUUUGGAGGCGGUAACACAGAGCCCAGCGUCCGUAGCUGCUUUCAGCAUGUAGGCGGUGCAGAGUUCAUCCAGCUGGAGCAGUUUGUGGAUUGGAUGCAUUUAGAGCCGCAGUCGAUGGUGUGGUUACCUGUGCUUCAUAGAGUCGCCGCAGCAGAAACGGCCAGACACCAGACCAAAUGUACCAUCUGUAAAGACUGCCCUAUGAUGGGCUUCAGGUAUCGAAGUCUAAAGCACUUUAACUUUAACGUGUGUCAGACGUGUUUUUUCUCGGGAAAGGUCAUCAAGGACCGUCAUCUCAGCUACCCCAUGGUGGAGUACUGCACCCCUACGACCUCUGGUGAAGACAUGCGUGAUUUCACCAAAGUACUCAAGAACAAGUUCCGCUCGAAGAAAUACUUCACGAAACAUCCCCGCCUGGGCUACCUGCCGGUGCAGACCAUUCUAGAAGAAGAGACGUGA
This is a messenger RNA of Triplophysa dalaica, 1618 nucleotides long. Its product is annotated as utrophin-like. Gene Ontology annotation, biological process: synaptic signaling. Bases 479 to 1618 code for a protein of 379 amino acids. The transcript has 14 exons. The record is from RefSeq and is a predicted model, not a curated record. Gene Ontology annotation, cellular component: plasma membrane. NCBI's taxonomy places the organism in Eukaryota, Metazoa, Chordata, Actinopteri, Cypriniformes, Nemacheilidae. Gene Ontology annotation, molecular function: protein binding; zinc ion binding.